Molecule: messenger RNA, 426 nt
Organism: Aegilops tauschii subsp. strangulata
Lineage: Eukaryota; Viridiplantae; Streptophyta; Magnoliopsida; Poales; Poaceae
Source: RefSeq, a predicted model, not a curated record
AUGCGCGUUGCCAAGAAUUUGUGGGAUGCGCUCGAAGCUAAGUUCGGCGCAACCGAUGCUGGAAGCGAGUUGUAUGCUAUGGAGAAGUUCCAUGAUUACAAAAUGGUUGAUAACCGUUCUGUACUGGACCAGGCCCAUGAGAUACAAUGCAUCGCUAAGGUGCUGGAGCUCCCGAAGUGUGAGUUACUGGACAAGUUUGUCGCGGGUUGCAUUAUUGCAAAACUCCCUCCUGGAUGGAGGAACUUUGCUACUUCUCUCAAGCACUUGAGACGUGAAUUCUCUGUUGAGGAUGUCAUCAGUCAUCUAAGUGUUGAGCAGAACUCGAGAGCAAAGGACUCACACGUGAAAGGGGCAGAGGAUUCUUCUAGCGCCAAUGUGGUGCAGAAGAACUUCCACAAGUUCAAGGGAAAGAACACUGUCCAGUAG